AUGGGAAGCUACAUUAAUUUGAGUGGAUAUCAAAUUCCCAAGAAUGAGUUUGACAAAAUGUGUCCGUUCGAACGACACAAACUUAUGAUGUCUCUUCGUAUGUUGGAAAAAAACAAAAAUGUUAACUGUGAAUAUUUAACUGAUUAUGAUAUUUUAAAAAAAAAAUACAAAUUCAUACAUGAUGUGUCUAAAGAAAAUAACUCACUUUUGCAAAACUACUAUAGCAGUAUUUGCAAUAAGUAUGUUAUAUGCGAUUUAUCCAAAUAUAAAGAAGCAAAGAUAGGGUUGAGGUGGAGAACAGAAGAGGAAAUAAUAAAAGGGAAAGGACACAUAAUAUGUUGUUCUAAAAAAUGUGAUAAUACAAAUUUAAAUACAUAUGAAUUUUUAUUUCAAUAUGUUGAAGAAGGAAUCGAAAAGAAGACCAAAGUAAAAGUACGAGCAUGUAUGGAUUGCGCAUAUAAAUUGCAUUAUAGGAAAAUUAAAAAAUAUUUAAAAAAAAAGAAAAAAAAAAACAAACAAAAAGAGAAAAAAAUUAAACAUAGGAGAACAAGCUCAAGUAAUGAAUGUAGUAAUACUUCAUCAAGUUUGAAUGAUAAUCGUUCAAAAUCAAACAAAAAGGAAUUAUACUAUAUUAAAAAAAAGCUCGAAAAAAUAUCCUUAAAGGCUCAAGAAAAAAAAAAUGAAGAAAACAUGUAUUUUCAUGAUUUGAUAUUUUAA
This is a messenger RNA of Plasmodium yoelii, 717 nucleotides long. Its product is annotated as conserved protein, unknown function. The transcript has 6 exons. NCBI's taxonomy places the organism in Eukaryota, Apicomplexa, Aconoidasida, Haemosporida, Plasmodiidae. The record is from RefSeq and is a predicted model, not a curated record. Bases 1 to 717 code for a protein of 238 amino acids.